This is a messenger RNA of Diospyros lotus (date-plum), 1660 nucleotides long. RefSeq names its product ribosome biogenesis protein NOP53. Gene Ontology annotation, biological process: ribosomal large subunit assembly; rRNA processing. The coding region runs from base 57 to 1148 and encodes 363 amino acids. Gene Ontology annotation, cellular component: nucleolus. The record is from RefSeq and is a predicted model, not a curated record. NCBI's taxonomy places the organism in Eukaryota, Viridiplantae, Streptophyta, Magnoliopsida, Ericales, Ebenaceae. The transcript has 12 exons. Gene Ontology annotation, molecular function: 5S rRNA binding.
GAACGAAGAUCAGAGUUAAGGCAAGGCCAAAGAGGCACUGAGAGAGAGAGAGAGAGAUGGGGAAGAAGUCGAAGAGCUCGAGGAAGGGGAAGAAGGCUUGGAGGGCUAACAUAAGCACGGAGGACAUAGAGGACUACUUCGAGAAGUCCACGAAAGAUGCUCUCUCCGGUGGCUCUCUUACUCAUAUUCCCAGCGAAUCCCUAUUUUUUGUUGACAAGUCCAGAGAUUUAUCAGUCAAAAGGAAGAUUGAAAAGCACAGAGAAAAAGUACUCCGUUGUGACAGUUUGUUACAAAGAAACUCCUUUGUUCAAUCAGUACCAUCUUCAACACAGAAGAAAUCCAAGAAAAGAAGUGAAGUCAAGAAAGAAAAAGUUGAUAUCCAGGAACGCCCUGAGGAGGAUGGUGUAUCUGAUUCUGGCAUGGUUGACAUAUGGGAUGACAAUGGUGAACAUAAUGGAAAAAUUAAAAAGAAGCCCAAGCCUUCAAUUAUUCCUGCUGUAGAAGUUGAGGCUUCUGGAUGCUCAUUCAAUCCCUCCUUUGAGAGUCAUCAGGAUUCUUUAGCCCAUGCUGUUGCAGAUGAAAUGCAGAAAAUUUAUCGACAUGAGUUGGGACCUCAACCUGUUCCAUUAAUUGUUCCUGGAGAAGUUGUUGAUGAAGAAGAUAUGUAUUUUCUUGAGGUGGAUAAUGGGAGCGAAGAUGAUGAUCAGAACAUGGAAAAUCUGGAGGAUGUAGAUCAUGAACAUGAGAAUAGGUCCUCCAAAACAAAAAGAGUCACGAGGGUUGAACUUAAUCGGAGGGCUAGACAUAAGGAGCAGUUGAGAGCAGAAUCCAAAGGAAAGAAAGCAGUGCAAGUAUCUAAAGACAUUGACUGCUUGCCUGACAUAAUUGAAGAAAUAGCCAAAGAGGAUGAAGAGAGGCAGAAACGACAUCUCCGUCGCAUGGUUUCUGAACAAGAAAGAUUGAGAUCUCGUCCACCACGGUUGGGAAAGCACAAAUUUCAGCCUGCCCCAGUUCAGGUCCUAUUAUCUGAAGAAAUUACCGGUUCCCUCCGUAAACUGAAGGGCUGUGCCACCCUUGCUAGGGAUCGAUUUAAGAGUUUAGAGAAAAGAGGAUUGGUUGUGCCAACAGCUAAGAGCAGCAGGAAAUAGAAAGUGCAUUCACCCAUAGAAGCGAACCGGAAGCGUAGUUUUCAGCUAUUGAAGAUCAGUAACAUGAUGGCAGUAAACUGUGAGAUCGAACUUAGCUCGAGUUUUGAACUUCGGAGCUGAUGUUAAAGAUUUCAGCAUGCUUGGUGUUUUUCAGUUCAUUCUCAGCUGUCCUGGUUUUGCCAAUUUUGCAGAUGGGUAUAUAAAUGGUUAAAAAAAAAAAAAAGGAAUGCCAUAUGCUGAUGAUGCUAAUUAUAGGAAAACCGGUUUCAGGACCCUCUUCUCUCGAUGAAUCAUGUAUUUCCCGUUUCGGUAUUGUGUUAGCUGUGGCUUUGUUAUGCUUUCUCGCCAGGUCUAUGGUCAAUUUCGUCGAAUUCUUGUUGAAACGAAGUUAAUGUUGUUACUGUUUCAUCGACAUAUUUAUGGUUAACUUGAUUUGAAUCUGUAACCUUAACUGGGCCUGCAUAAGGUCCUAAAGCUACGUCCAAGGUUUUCUUAACUAUGAUUAUUUAUGU